Zasmidium cellare ATCC 36951 is the source of this 987-nucleotide messenger RNA. RefSeq lists its product as uncharacterized. The record is from RefSeq and is a predicted model, not a curated record. Bases 1 to 987 code for a protein of 328 amino acids. Lineage: Eukaryota; Fungi; Ascomycota; Dothideomycetes; Mycosphaerellales; Mycosphaerellaceae. The transcript has 3 exons.
AUGCGUACCUCCUUCGCUCCUAUCGUGGCCCUGGCUGGCCUGGCCUCCGCACAACAAUUGAACAUCGCCGCGAUCAACGCAGCUCCUCUCCCAGCAACCACUGCCGCCCCAGUCGGUGCCACUGCUCAAUCUACACUCGCCUACAACAGCGCCGCUGCUGCCACUUCUGCUACGGAUGAUGUCCAGCCAACCUCUGCUGCCGCCGCCGCCAACAAGGUCAAGCGUGGCGAUUGCUCUCCUCAGCCAGCAGGUGCCGGCCCCAAGGUCUCGCCAGACACCCCAGAAGCCUUCUCCAACAGCCUCUACUUCCAUGCCCUUGCCAACUCCGUCAUCCCGCCCUUCCCCUACAUCGAGAAAUUCCGCGACCUGAACGGCUCGACCCAACAAAACUCCUACCUCACCUACUACAUCCUCCCCUCGUACGACGUCUUCAAAUGCGCCAACUACUGCAAUAACGUCGACCUCUGCACCGCCUUCAACCUCUACGUCGAGCGCGACCCUUCCCUCGACCCAGGUCCAAACUGCCCUAACCCCCCGUCCACCACCAACUACAAGUGUGCCCUCUGGGGCUCCUCCAUUAGCCGGGCUUCCGCAACCAGCACCGGCCACGUGCCAGCAGGCUUCUCCCUCUCUGCCGGCCUCGGCAACAAAGCCAUCACCCUUGCUGGGCAGUUUUCUCUCGGCUCCGAAUUCUUCGCUGGUCCUUAUGAUCCAUCCCUCUGCGGCUUCUACGCCACUGCACAGACUUCCGCCAACAGGGCUGAUGCGCAGAUCAAGGGCUUGAAGACGUACCAGGCGGCCAACUCGUUCAACUCGUACUAUGUCUACAAGGGCAACUUUGCUUGGGGUACUUACUGCACUCUGUUCAACAAGAACAUUGAUAGCUCGUAUGCCGGCAACAUCAACGCCAGCAGCAAUGGCGUUGCCUAUGGUGUGGGCAGCAGCUUCCAGUGGAGCUUGACGCAGCAGGAUGCUGGGACUUUGUAG